Molecule: messenger RNA, 2818 nt
Organism: Exaiptasia diaphana
Lineage: Eukaryota; Metazoa; Cnidaria; Anthozoa; Actiniaria; Aiptasiidae
Product: metal transporter CNNM2
Exons: 3
Coding region: 3-2102 (699 amino acids)
Biological process (GO): transport; magnesium ion homeostasis
Cellular component (GO): plasma membrane
Molecular function (GO): transmembrane transporter activity
Source: RefSeq, a predicted model, not a curated record
GAAUGGCAGCCAUAUUUAAACUGGCCCAUAAUAACCGCAUUUUAUUUUGGUUUGUUUUAACUAUUUUCUUUCUAAAAUCUUUCAGAUGUGAACCACAAUUAAUAGSUUUUAGUCCUAGCGAUUCUGAAAGCAAAGUAAAAAAUGGAAUACUUCAAGUUACGRCGGGAAAAACCACUCUCAUCAGAGUGUUUGGAAGCGACUUGCAMCCCAACAUACAGAUAUCCUUCACCUCCAAAAUCCCGCCAAAUGGACAAGAUUGUGACGAUCACAGGGAGACACCGACCGUGCAAUUGGAAACCGAAAAGCUAGAAAGAACUUCAGCGAAAGCGAAAGUCAAACUUCCUAAGCCACAAGAAGGAGAGUUCUUUUAUGUGUGUUUGAGAGCUGACAGAAGCAGCUCGUGGACAUUCCAGGGCAAUAGCACAGAUUUGAAGAUUUCUUCAGUACCUGAGAAGAUAGAAGAAGACCCUUUACCACUAUGGCUAAAACUUUUGUUUAUCGUAGUACUUAUGAUGCUUUCAGGGCUUUUCUCAGGAUUAAACCUUGGCUUAAUGGCUUUAGACCCCACUGAAUUGAAAAUUGUGACAAAUUGUGGCACACGAAGUGAACAAAAUUACGCCAAGAAGAUUGAGCCAAUCAGAAAGCGUGGAAACUAUYUGCUCUGYACUUUAUURCUGGGUAAUGUUUUAGUGAACACUUCUUUUACUGUUUUACUUGAUGGAAUCAUAGGAAGCGGAGUGAUAUCGGUUGUUGGGGCGACUCUUGGCAUUGUUAUAUUUGGUGAAAUAGUCCCUCAAAGUAUCUGCUCUAGGCAUGGCUUAGCAGUUGGUGCAAAAACUAUUUGGAUAACUAAAAUGUUCAUGGUAUUAACAUUUCCUCUUUCGUUCCCAAUAAGUAGAAUAUUGGAUUGUGUUCUUGGAAAAGAACUUGGAACGAUUUAUAAUAAAAGAGAACUAAUUGAAAUGCUAAAGGUCACUGAUGAAUACAAUGACCUAGAGGGGGAUGAGAUGAAUAUCAUUACAGGAGCACUGAAUUAUGGGACAAAAACAGUUGAAGAAGUUAUGACAAAAUUGAAAGAUGCAUUUCUUAUCCCAGUUGAUGCAAUACUUGAUUUUAAGACAAUGGCAAUGAUAAUGAACUCUGGUCACAGUCGUAUUCCUGUAUAUGAAGAUGAAAGGUUUAAUAUCAUUGGUUUGUUGUUUGUCAAAGACUUAGCAUUUGUAGAUCCUGAUGAUUGUACACCAUUGAAAACUGUCUUAAAGUUUUACAACCAUCCCGUUCAGCGCGUAUUUUAUGAUACACAUCUUGAUAAGUUGCUGGAAAAGUUCAAGGAGGAGCAUUCCCACCUUGCAAUUGUCCAGCGAGUGAAUGAUGAAGGAGAGGGGGAUCCUUUCUAUGAGGGGGUUGGUAUUGUGACGCUUGAGGAUGUCAUCGAGGAAAUCAUUCAGUCGGAGAUUGUUGAUGAAACAGAUGUAUAUUUGGAUAACAAAUCAGGCAAAGUUGUUGGAAAAAAGCAAGACUUUGCAUAUUUCACUGAAACUCAAGAAAAACGUCCUAAAAUUUCACCUCAUCUGGCUCUGGCUGUUUAUCAGUAUCUGUCAACAGCUAUUGAUGCAUUCAAUGAAGACACGAUCUCAAAAAAUGUCCUCAAGAAACUCAUUAGCCAUGAUAUUGUAGUUGAGAUAAAGCUUCAAGAACUUGACGACCGUGAUGAAACCUACCUCUACUCUAGAGGUGUGCCUGCAGAUUACUUUGUACUUAUCUUGGAAGGAAAAGUUGAGGUGAAGGUUGGAAAAGAGGAGUUUGUCUUUGAAGAAAGUCAGUUCAGCAGCUAUGGAGCGCCAGCUUUAGUAUCCAACCCACUCUCCAACAGCACUUCUGGUAUUCCAACCACAACUCCUAAAGGAAGUGUUGUUUACAUUCCAGAUUACUCUGUUCGUGUUCUGAGUGACUUGAGAUACCUAAAAAUUACUAGGUCAAUGUAUCGAAUGGCUAUCAAGGGUACUAUGGUUGAAAGAGAGAAGGGCAGUGGUGUCAUUAGUGAGCUAUUCUACUCAAUGAAGGUGGAGGAAGAUAAAAGUAAUUUUAAAAUUGAUAGUUAAUAUUUGAAUUUUACAAUUGAGAUUAUAUUAUAAAUCAAUAGUUCUAAAUCUUGUCACUGGAAAGUUAGUGCAAUAUUUCUAAAUACAGUUGAGUUGAAGUUGACAUUACAAAACAAUAUACAUUUGAUGAUAGUAGAGUCCAGGUGUCAGACCUAAGAUCAAUCAUGUUUUUUAAUGGUCAAAUGCAAACAUUURUUAUAAAAGUUAUUAUUCAUUGUUCUUUGAAUAAAAUAGAUUGUAUGAUUUUGCCUUGUGGUCUUGAUCAUUAGUAAAAGUUUGAUUUUAGCAGACUUGUAAAUAGUUCUUGAUUUUAGCUUUCRGAUUUUUUUUAUACUUAUAAAUUUGUGUUUAUCUCAGAAAAAAAUGAAAAAUGAUAGACCUUUUUAUGCUGGUAAUGCCACUGUCAUAAAUUCAUUGCUUUUUGAGUAGGCUUAUUGAUUAUGAUUAUUAAGGGUUUUCAUUGAAUUGUUUUGGAAAUCAGUGAAAUUAUCCAAGCAAGUAAUUACUUGGGGUAUUGUAAAGAAAUCCACUUUGCUUAUUGGGCAUUUCAUUCAGACAAGCAUUAAAAAGGUCUGUGAUAAAUUAUGAUAACUUCAAAUUAUUCAAAUGCAUAAAAAUGUUCAUGUUACUGGUUCAGUGUGUAAUAAAAAGAUUGAUUGCAGCUUAAACUUGUACUUCUUUAAAUUUUAAAUAAAUAAAUGGUGAAUUAACUUGGA